This is a messenger RNA of Leptosia nina, 6672 nucleotides long. The record is from the annotation of a GenBank genome assembly. NCBI's taxonomy places the organism in Eukaryota, Metazoa, Arthropoda, Insecta, Lepidoptera, Pieridae.
AUGGAGGAGCAGGAUAAAGAUGAAGGGCCCGGCGUGCCCGAUAUGACGAUGAUGCCGCUGAUCACCGAAGACGCCAUAAAUGAAAAUCUCAAGCGGCGAUACAAACAUGACCUCAUAUACACUUAUACAGGUUCGAUUCUGGUUGCAGUCAAUCCGUACAAGGAACUAGGAUGUUACAGUUUCGAAGAUAUGCAGAACUAUCGCGGGCGAGCAUUUGGAAGUCUUCCACCACACGUCUUUGCUUUGGCUGAAUCUGCGUAUAGUUCCUUACAGAACGGUGAGAAAAAUCAAUCUGUAGUAAUAUCAGGCGAGAGUGGUGCAGGCAAGACGGAGACAACGAAAUUGAUUCUGCAGUACCUUUGCGCGGCCGGCGGACAAGCCUCCUGGGCGGAACAGCAGAUUCUCGAGGCCAAUACUGUUUUAGAAGCAUUUGGUAAUGCGAAGACGGUUCGAAACGACAAUUCUUCUCGUUUCGGAAAGUUCGUUGAAGUGCGGCUCGAUCACAGAGGUGGGAUAAAAGGUGCAGUUUUAAGGGACUUCUUACUGGAACGGGCGAGGAUAACUGGCCCGGCACCUAGAGAAACGAACUACCAUGUGUUUUACCAACUCGUUGAAGGAGCCAGGCAUAAUGCGGAACUCAAGAACAUCUUACGGCUUCGUGACACAGUUCAAUUUAAAUAUCUUCGGCCGGAAGACGAAGAAGCGCAAAAGGGACGCGGAGGAGAGCAGGGCAAGCUGGAAGCGUUGCAACUGGCUUUAACUGUUCUGCAAGUUCCACCGCACAUGUGCGAGGGGCUAUUUAAAGUACUGGCAGCUGUUUUGUGGCUGGGGAAUAUACAAUUUCAGGACAUAGAUGGUGAGCGUACAACUCUCGCCCCGGAAGAUGCGGAAGCAGUCGAUGCAGUUGCAAAUUUGCUAGGAUUAGCUCCACCUACUGCUCAGCGAGUUUUGUUAGAAAGACAGAUCAACGUGCGGGGAAAUGUCACGGAUAUACCUUUCAGAUUGCACGAGGCUCGCGAAAACCGACAUGCUAUGGCGCGAGCCCUCUACUCUAGAACAUUUGCUUGGCUGGUCCGCCAUGUGAACAGUUGUUCAGCGCCAGGUCGUGAGGCAAGACGAGCUUUGGGAGUCCUAGAUAUCUUCGGCUUCGAGAACUUCGCGUCGAACUCCUUGGAACAACUUUGCAUUAACUACGCAAAUGAGAAACUUCAUAUGUUCUUUAAUAACUAUGUAUUUGCGCUUGAACAGGAAAUUUACAGACAAGAAGGCAUCAAAUACAGUCAAAUACAAUUUACUGACAAUGCUGCGUGUCUAGAACUACUCGAAAAACCACCGAGAAGUCUUCUCAAACUGCUAAGUGAACAAUGUCACAUGCCUAAGGGAUGCGACAGCGCGUAUCUAACCAACAUCCAAGGAGAAUUCGGCGAACACCAAACAUUCGUGAAAGGGUCCCGUAGAAAAUGGGAAGAAGAGUUUGGUGUGCAGCACUAUGCGGGCACAGUCACUUACAGCGUCCAGGGCUUCGUCGAUAAAAACAGAGACACCCAGCAGGACGCUUUCAUCGACCACUUGAGUCGUUCAGCGAAUCCGUUCGUUCGUGAGCUUGCUGAUUAUGUACAGGACUUGGCACCACCUGGACAGGAUGUGCAUCUAUCAAGUCCCGGGUCAACAAGUACGACGCAACGUGGUACUUCAAAAGGCAGACCGACUGUUGUGGAUACGUUCCGUGCUCAACUACAGUCUUUGGUCGAUAUGUUACAAGUUACAGAUGUUUGGUACGUCCGAUGUAUCAAACCAAACGAGAACAAAGUGGCAGGGAAGUACAAUGAGAAACUAGUGUUAGAACAACUCCGCUACUUGGGGAUGAACGAAAUAGUUCGCAUUCGUCGCGAUGGGUACCCGGUUCAUUUACCGGCACCGCUGUUCCGCGCUCGGUAUCGAUGUCUUUUGCCUCAUCCACGACCGUUCGAGCCGGAUAUCACGGAUAUAAUGUCACUAGUGAAUGCACCGGUAGACGACUGGCAAAUCGGACACACGAAAAUUUUUAUGAGAAGCUCAGUUCACGGACCGCUCGAAGCUAAAAGAACUGCCUUAUUGCAAUCAUCAGCAUUGUUAAUACAGAAGUGGUACAAAGGUUCAAUAUCGCGUCGACAAUAUCUACAAUGGCGGAAAGCGGCUGUUGUACUCCAAGCAGCGUGGCGCGGCUGGUACGAGAGGACAGUCUUCUUGCGGCUGCGGCGAGCUGCCCUUACACUGCAGAGGCACUUAAGAGGCGCCUUCGCUAGGGAAGUUGCUGCUGCUUUGAGAGAAAUGAAGAGAGUCAAUCAAGAGAUCAAGUUGAGGGAAGAGAGAAACAGUCUAGCGGAAAAAGCUGAGCAAGAACGAGCAGAACUAGAAAGUAUGGCGGAGAAUCUUCGCGGUAUCUCAUGUUCUGGCGCUCGUACGGAGUCUGUGAACUUGGAUAACCUAUUCGACUUCCUCGCGGAUGUACCGGCACAACGAGGCGCGCCGGAUGGACAGCCAGCACAUCAACCCACUAUCAACGAGAUCGGUGAUUCGAUAGAGAGGCUAGCGGAUGACUUGAACCAAGAACUGGAACACGUUUUAGCUGAAGAGAUGAGUGAGCUAAGCAAACACACGGACGCGCAACGCAAACCAGAUGGGGCGCCAUCGGACGCUAUACCUCCCCCUCCCCCCAAUUCCCUCGCCUUGCACUCCAUUUUACAUCCAGCUACACCAGUCUCAUCCCUCACCAACGGAAUGGUCAAUGGAUCACCUGUCAAUAGUAUGACGUCAUCUAUGAAUGGUCGCAUACCGAACGGCGAUGCGAUGUCGUCAUCUCUUAUCCUCCCACCGCCCCCCAUGUCAGAGCCAUUGGUGGAAGGGUCGCCAUCGUUCCCUUCACCACCGCAGUGCUCACUGCCAGAACCCGCUGGACCUCCGCCACCCCCACCUAUUAAAGAUACAACCCCACCAGAACUAACCAACGGGAUAAUUCCGAAUGGCAAACUCACUGUGAUAAAGGACAAAGAGCCAAUCUACGAAUCGGUUAUACCAAGACCUAGUGACACUGAACCACCUAUCAUGUCGCCACCCCCACCACCACUUAAUCCACCUGUGAAUAAUAAUGGAUUGUCUAAUAAAACGCCUGACAUGGAACCGGAAGCGCCGCUGCCGCCAUUACCGAGUAACGUUACGUCACCGGAACAAGCGGAAACACCAUCAGUGACAUUAGACUCCUGCAUCAGCCCGCCACCCAUGUCUAAUGGAGACGCUAAUAACACAGACCGUAGCGCUCGAAGAAAAGAAAGAGUGGAAAGAAGGCUACAUCAGCUAGAAGCACCUCCAACUAUAGAAGCGUCAGUGGAUACAAGUGACCUAACAGAGUUCGCUAAACUGUACUUUAACGAUCAUCCAAGAUCACCGGAAGGCACAAUAAUGGCAACUUUGACACGCAAAAGCAAGUCAAUGGAGCUGCUGACCAAAGAAGAGAUGAUUACUUAUCAUAAAGGCAACAACAUUCCCACUUCGCACAUACAGCUUCACGACCCUGAUAGCAUCACAGCUGCUGUCAAUAUCUUUAGGGAUCUCUGCCGUUACAUGAGAGGAGAAUUGACAUCAGAAAAAGAAACCCAGGUGAUCCAAGCCAUCAUCGCUAAAGGUUUGGAGAGGGAGGAACUACGUGAUGAGAUUUUAGUUCAAUGUGUAAGACAGAUCACGGAAUGCCCCGUGGAAGAAUGGGCAGAGCGCGUUUGGCUCAUAUUGUGUUUAUGUGCGGUUGCCUGGCAACCGAGUCGUGGUCUAGCUCGCUAUUAUUGCGCAUGGUUGCGCAUGCGCGCUAAACCCGUAUUGGGAUCUCCCGGGGCUGGAUCCAUGACAUCUGUAGGUUCAGUUACAUCAAGCGCCCGAGCCUCUCAUUGUGCACAGUGGUGCUUGGACAACUGUCGUGGGGCAGCGCCGAGGCAACUGCCACCAAGUACUGUGGAAAUCGCUGCAAUGCGUCGUCUCGGAACCAUUGUAUGUCGCUUCUUCUUCCUGGAUGGUCGUACGAAAGCCAUCGAUGUACAUCCCGCUGACACGGCAGCAGCAGCAGCAGCAAGACUCGCGGAUAAACUGGGAUUGCCACCUAACGCCAGGGCUGGAUGGGCUGUGUAUCAACAACGGGCUAGCACUGAGGAGCACGUCAGAGCCACACAGUAUCUUUACGACGUAAUUGCUGCUUGGGAAAUGCAACAAGGGCCCGGCGGUGGUUCAGCUGACAACCGCUUUGUAUUCAAACGACGGUUAUUCCGUGGCGGUCGGGAGCUUCCUCACGAUCCGGUAGAGGUCGCUUUACUCUACGCACAAGCUGUACACAGUGUUGUUAAGAUGGACGAAUUUCCAGUCUCCGAGAAAGUGGCAUUACAACUUGCUGGUCUACAAGCACAAGUGUCUCUGGGCGAGCCAGCUGCAAGUCCUCCACCCCCUCAUACACGGGCUUAUUACUCUCACCCUGAACAGUUUCUGCCACCUCGCAUUGCCAAGACUAGACCAGCUCAUCAAUGGGCGACAAUACUAGCCCAAGCCCAUAGACAAUACGGCGCGGGGAGGGCGGAACUCACGGCCAAAGCUUUAUACUUGUCCUGUGUAAUGCAAUAUCCUUUAUACGGUGUUACGUUAUUCCCGGUCACUUACAAAGGAUACUGGGCUCACGGUCCAAAUGUUUUAUUGGGAGUUGGAUCUGAAGGCGUUGUUCUUGUGCGGCCAGCUGACAAAGUGGUGUUAGCUGAAUAUCCCUAUUCAAACAUAGCGGCUAUUCUGAUGGACCCGGUUGACAAUGGACUCACACUCAGUUUGACACACCAUGGCCAACACGACGGUCUGAGGUGUAUUGUACUAGAAUGUGCUCAAAAGCAAGAAGCUGCUUGGUUAAUGGCAGCAUACAGCCCCACGCUCAGUAACAGCCUCUCAGAAGAACCACCGAGACGUGCGGCGCCUGUGAGCGAACGGACACGACUAGCUGGUGCACUGCGGUCCGCAAGACGAGCGCUUGUCGAUGGCGGCCUAUUGAGAAGACCACCGGACCUAUCCGCUGGCGGUUUCUUAAGAAAUACUCUGAGAAGACUAAGCAAGCAUCGAUUAGAACGAGUCAGACUGGAUAUAUCAGCGGAAUCUCAAGGCGAGAGUUACAAAGGUUUUCCAGCUGCGUACUGGUGUUGGGCGCGGACGUUACCGCAUUCGCUGACGAAGCUUAAUGAAGCUGAAGAAGUAGCUGCCAUGCAAAUAUUUAAGGAUAUCAUGAGCCACGCGGGAUUAAGUAGUAACGAAGGUAGCAACAACAACUUAGCAAGCAACAGCAGUGUGAGCAGUCACGAAAGCGACAGCGACGAUCGAGUUGCGCUAGCGCAGGCCUUAUUACAACGCUGUCUACAAAAGGAUACGUUACUCUGCGAACUUUAUAUGCAACUUAUUAAACAAACCACUGAUCACCCCGAGCCUAGUUCUCGUGUAUCAGCUCGCCACUGGGCACUCUUGUGUGCCGCGGUAGGAGCCGCCCUGCCUCCAGCUAAGCCAUUACGGAGGCUUCUAUUGGCACACCUGAGAUAUCGGGCUGCCGCAUUACAUACAGGCGAGGAAGGGAAAUUCGCAAGACGGGCAGAGCAGGUCGCCCUAAGCAUAGCGCAAGUACCGCGACGCGUUGCGGCGCCUUCGAAAGAAGAGUUGUUAUGUGCUGCUGCACGACGACCAAUGCACGUUCGGGUGUUAUUACUUGAUGGGAAACAGCAUGGACUGGUCUUCGGGCCGGCGGCGACUGCUGAUCACCUUGUCGCUAUGUUGAGAGAGAAGAUUGGUCUCACUGAUACCGCUACUGGUUACGCUCUAUACGAAGUGUGCGCGAACUCAUCACCAGCGGGUACGGGUGAACGUGCACUUGGUGGCGCAGAACGAGUUGGUGACGUGCUCGCGAGAUGGGAGAAAGCUGGAGCCACUGCUGCUGCUUGCAGACUCGUAUUCAAAAAGCGACUGUUUCUCGGCGAGAGGCCACUACACAGCGCGUGCGGGGCUGAAAUGGAAUUACUGUACUACCAAUUAUUGCAUGCUGUGAGACACGACCGACUGCCCAUAGAAACUGACGAGGCUGUGAUGGUAGCAGCGCUCCACGCGCAAGUAGUAAAGGGGGAAUGCACGGGAGGAGAAGAAUGCCUAGCAGCGGCUGGUGCGGUGCUCCCGCCGCGGCUCACUCCCUCCCUGCCUGCACCUGCUAUCCGUUUACACCAUCUAGCUCUGCGGGGAACACCACCACACGCAGCCAUGCAAAGGGCGCUUACUCUAGCCGCAUCUUGGCCACUCGCAAGAGCAACAAUUUUCGAUGUCAUGCAAUCAUUUACGUCGAACUGGCCCCGUGCUCUAUGGCUCGCGGUAGACGCGCGAGGCCUCACUCUCUUAAGGCGAGGGUCGCGAGCAGCUCUGGUAUCGCACGACCAUGACCAGCUCUUGGCCGUAUCCCCAGCGCCACGAGCUUUAUUACUUGUGACACGCGCGGAGAAAAAACACGCUAAACUUGUGCUGUCUACUGAUCAGGCUUAUCAGAUCGCGACACUCAUCAAGGACUAUAUAGAAGCCGUGCGGGGUCCAGUGUGCCCCGCAGUACCCCAGCCGGGCGGAAUCGCUCCACCAGCAGCCGCUUCCUGA